AUGGGAAUUAUAGGUGAACCACUCUCUUCGCAAACUUCUCGAGAUCAGUCCUUGAAACCGUUCCCCUCAAACGGCCAGAACAACAAGCUUAGUUUAUCAGAACCACACAAGGAUCACAGAAGAAGAAGAUCCUCGAGUAUAAUAUCACAUGUCGAACCAGAAACUUUUGAAGACGAGAAUGACCAACAGUUAUUACCAAAUAUGAACGCUACUUGGGUUGACCAACGCGGGGCCUGGAUUAUUCAUAUCGUUGUCAUUGCCAUACUAAAAAUCUUUUACGAUUUGAUACCGGGAGUGUCUACCGAAUGGUCUUGGACCCUCACUAAUAUGAGCUACGUGAUCGGUUCAUAUGUCAUGUUCCAUUUGAUCAAGGGUACGCCCUUCGAUUUCAAUGGUGGGGCCUAUGACAAUCUAACGAUGUGGGAACAGAUUAAUGACGAGACAUUGUACACGCCAGCACGUAAGUUUCUUAUCAUGGUACCCAUAGUGCUAUUUCUGGUGAGUACGCAUUACUCACAUUACGAUCUGAAGCUAUUCUCGUGGAAUUUCUCGCUUACAUUCCUAUUGGCGGUGGUGCCCAAAUUGCCAGUAACUCAUAGACUAAGAAUCUCUAUUCCAGGUAUCACGGGCCGGGCACAAAUCAGUUAG
Molecule: messenger RNA, 648 nt
Organism: Torulaspora delbrueckii
Lineage: Eukaryota; Fungi; Ascomycota; Saccharomycetes; Saccharomycetales; Saccharomycetaceae
Gene: ORM2
Product: sphingolipid homeostasis protein ORM2
Exons: 1
Coding region: 1-648 (215 amino acids)
Biological process (GO): intracellular sphingolipid homeostasis; negative regulation of ceramide biosynthetic process; ceramide metabolic process
Cellular component (GO): endoplasmic reticulum membrane
Source: RefSeq, a predicted model, not a curated record